CCACAACAGCUCACUGGCUGAAUGAAGAGAGGAGGAGGAGCCGCCUCCAGUCGCCCUUCAGGAGGAGACGUGCCUGUCAGUCUCCAGAGUGACAGCAGCGUGAAGGAGUGGACAUGUUCAUCCUGGUGGAUCUGCUCCUCUGUUCCCAUCACGGACCUUUGGGGACUGUUUUUAGGUUUUAAUGCCGUGCGUAAAAGGGACAUUCGGACGCGAUGGAUUUGCUUCUUGUUGGAGAUCCUGGACACCGCGCACUGAAGGCCACUACUUCGGAAGUUAAGUUGUCAGUGUGAAUCAGUAAGAGAGGAAAAAAAAGUCCCUUGCAGAUAUGAACUCCACGGCAGCGCACGGGAGAUUUCAACCGGCCACCAUCCCGGCGAUUAUGUUCAUUUUCGGGAUGGUGGGGAACGUCAUCGCGAUCGUGGUUCUGCGGAUCUCACGAAAGGAACAGAAGGAAACCACUUUUUACACCCUGGUGUGCGGGCUGGCGGUGACGGACCUGCUGGGCACGCUGCUGGCCAGCCCCGUCACCAUCGCGACCUACGUGAAGGGCGCGUGGCCCGGGGGGGAGCCGCUGUGCCAGUACUCCGGCUUCAUCCUGCUCUUCUUCUUCUUGGUCCAGCUCUGCAUCGUGUUCGCGAUGUCCGUGGAGAGAUACCUGGCCAUCAACCACGCGUAUUUCUACAACCAGAACGUCAACCAGAAGCUCGCCGCGCUCACUCUUGUGGCCAUCUACAUGUCCAACGUCGUGUUUUGCGCGCUGCCCAGUUUGGGGUUCGGGCACGUGACGCGCCAGAGACCCGGCACGUGGUGCUUCAUCGACUGGCACAACAACCAAACCACGGUGGCGACUUUUAAUCUGAUGUACGCGGGUGUGAAUUCCGUCAUCGUGCUCGCCACCAUCAUAUGCAACGUGAUGGUGUGCGGGGCCCUGAUCCUGAUGCACAAGCGCUUCAUCCGACGCACGUCGCUGGGCUCGGACCAGAGGCGCGCAUCGGACCUGCGGCGCAGGCGCAGCUUCGGCCGGUUGGCCGGAGCGGAGAUCCAGAUGGUGAUCCUGCUGAUAGCGACCUCGGCCGUGGUUCUCAUCUGCUCCAUUCCGUUAGUGCUGAGGAUCUUUGAGAACCAGCUGUCCAGAAACCAGACGGAGGAGCGUUCCGGGUUGAACAAAGACCUGCUGGCCAUCCGCAUGGCCUCCGUCAACCCCAUCUUGGACCCUUGGAUCUACAUCCUGCUCAGCAAGACGGUGGUCCUCAAGCUGAUGGAGAAAAUAAAGUGCCUGUUCUGCAAAAUGGGCGGGCGGGGCCGAAGCGGCGGCGGCGGCGGGCGCUUCCGCUGCGCCGACGGCGGCCUCUCGUCCUCCAUCGUCUCGCGGGACUCCCCGUCGCUGGUGUCGGGAGAGCCGACGGAUAUGGUGAGCACCUCAAAGACCUUCUUGUACCCGUCCAAGGCCGCCACGAGGCCGUCUCACGCGGGGACGCCGCGAGGCCCCCACCGGGAGGUCGAGGCCCCUCGGAGGGGGCUUUCGGACCGCGACCGAGGGGGCAGGGCGGCGGCCUUGAAAGAACUCCUGAUGUGUCGCGAGGACCCGGCGCUCCGCGUGACCUUCACGGACGAGAGCGCCGACGUGCAGGAGAAGUGCAUAUGAGCAUCCCUCGUUGUCACGGCAACGGGACUUCAGAUAGAAGUGAGCAAAGAGGCGAUGAUAAAAGGAAACGCAUCUGAAGACGGCGUCGCCAUCCAUCUGUAGAUAUCCUGUUUGACACGUGCAUUAUCGAACAUAAACACCCAUAAUCCAUGAAUUAAUAAUUUACCACAAACACCACACAGAUAAAUCAAUCCACGUCGGCACAACCAGAGGAGCUCACUGCGAAUUACUGUAAAGAAAAUGUGAAAAGUGUUCCACGAUGUUAAUUUAUUGCAUGUACAAUUGUAUUGUUUUUUUCUUUCAAUUGUGUUGUCAUCGUCUUCUCCGUGAGAAGGUCCGUGUAGCUGGGAGCCGUUUUGAAUCGGUUCACGAUGAAUGUGUUGAGAACAUCAAAGUCGAUAUCAAAGCAUAAUAAAGUAAAAACAUCCCCCUGCAUGUCAUGUGCUUUCCCACUGGAGGAUGUUAGGAACUUAAUAUGUUAUUAUAAAAUCAUUUGACUUCAUGUUCUUCUCAUCCAAUCAGACUUUAUGGGGUAAUUAAGACAAUAUUACCUAUUUCCUGUCUUGAUGACUUUAAAAGGUUUUUGCCUUUUCUGGAUAGAUUUCUAUAAAGAUUGAUAUAAAUACCAUGUUCAUGUUUUUAAUGUUAAAGUGGUUGUUGUUGUUGUUGUUGUUGUCGUAGCAACAGCCCGUGUGUACCAUAACAUGUUAAAUCUCUUGUGAAAAGAGACUAAUGUACUGAAUUCUUAAAUGAACGUAGAAUAAACAUGUAAAUAUUCAUAUAAA
Molecule: messenger RNA, 2430 nt
Organism: Cyclopterus lumpus (lumpfish)
Lineage: Eukaryota; Metazoa; Chordata; Actinopteri; Perciformes; Cyclopteridae
Gene: ptger4b
Product: prostaglandin E receptor 4 (subtype EP4) b
Exons: 2
Coding region: 326-1645 (439 amino acids)
Biological process (GO): cellular response to prostaglandin E stimulus; adenylate cyclase-activating G protein-coupled receptor signaling pathway; inflammatory response
Cellular component (GO): plasma membrane
Molecular function (GO): prostaglandin E receptor activity
Source: RefSeq, a predicted model, not a curated record